Messenger RNA from Sycon ciliatum, 2096 nucleotides. Its product is annotated as sorting and assembly machinery component 50 homolog B-like. The transcript is spliced from 15 exons. The record is from RefSeq and is a predicted model, not a curated record. Gene Ontology annotation, cellular component: outer membrane. NCBI's taxonomy places the organism in Eukaryota, Metazoa, Porifera, Calcarea, Leucosolenida, Sycettidae. Bases 143 to 1456 code for a protein of 437 amino acids.
CAUAUGGGAAAUGUAAUUUUGAAGUACACCUUCACUCGUCGCCCAUUUCGAAUGUCGUUUUGAGUACAUAUACAGUGCUGUUGAUGUCCCAUUUCACCCUCCUUACUUCCGCUGAAUACUGCCCGGGGGGAAUUUAUUCGCCAUGGAGCAGAAACAGGAGAGAAAGGAUGGAAUUGGCGAAGAGAUGCCCAUCAAGGUUGGCAAGGUCAAGGUGAAAGGGGCCAAGGCGACCAAAUCCAGUCUUAUUGUGCCUGAAGUCAAGAGCAUAUUGGGUUCUACCACACAGAAAGAGCUGUUUGAGAACCUGAAGGCAGCGCAUACUCACCUGCACGCGUACGGUAUCUUUGACAGCGUCUCCAGUCAAGUGGAUGCCAUGGACGAUGUGGACGCUUUGGAGGUAUUGCUCUCGCUGCGGGAGAAGAAGCGACACACUGUUCAUGUUGGCAUGGAAGCAGGUGCCAAUGAAGUGUUGACGAAUAUUAGUGCCCAGAUGAUCAAUGUCUUGGGGGGCGGUGAGCCGAUAAAGAUCAAUGCGUGCAUCGGUCAUAGUCGAUCGUCCUCGUAUGAUAUCACCUUCCUCAAGCCGUUUUCACAUCAAGUUGCACAAUAUAAUUUCUUUUCAUCUCUCUAUCGACGCACUACGAAUCAUUUCGCCUCGGUGCACACGGACUUGACGACAGGCACUACAAUGGGCUUCAAGGUCCCCACUCGCCUGGGCCAGUAUUCAUGUGGUUUGUCGUUUGACUGUCGCAAUAUUACUGAUUUGCGGCCUGACACACCACUGCCCAUUCGCCUUCAUGCUGGCUACGGGACCAAGACUAGCUUUCAGCAUUCUUUAGAGUUGAACCUAACAGACUCGCCAGCCUUUCCCAGCAAAGGUGUCCGCUGUCGUCUAUCCCAGGAAGUCGCAACACUGGACUCUUUCAACGAGGGUAAACGAUUCUUCAAAACCGACGGCGAUGUUCAAGUGAACUCUCGCGUGCCAUUCACUCCCCUUGUGUUUUCAUCGUCACUUCAAGCUGGUGGCAUUUUCUCGAACAUGGAGAGGAUUCCUAUCAGCGAUCUAUUCUUCCUUGGAGGUCCGCAGUCCAUCCGUGGUUAUCGUCUGCGCGGAGUGGGUCCCAGGGCUGGCAAUGCUAGUCUGGGUGGCACAGCGUUUGUAGCAGCAGGUGCACAUCUUUUCUCACCGUUGCCCUACAUAUCAUCCGACAGAUUUCGCUUGCAUCUGUUCGCAACCGGUGGUAGUUUACUGAGUGAAACUCCAUCUCGCCAUAGCCCUCUAUCCCGGACAGCAAGGUUGUUUCAGCGUGAAUUUGCCUGGUCGUAUGGCGUUGGUUUGGCAGUGAAUGUCGGUGUUGGUCGCAUUGAAUUUAAUUAUUGCUUCCCACGGCCCGGGGAAGUACAGUCCAGUCCUCUGCAAGGUCUGCACGUCGGUCUGGGUAUCAAUUUUCUCUGAUCAGCUGCUGCUGUUGUCAUCAUUCUCCCAGCCACUACCGCUAGUCGUUGAUUGAUGGGGUUCAUCGUGAUAUAUUGAUUAGGUUCAUGAUGGUGGAGACCCUGCAGAGAACCAGCCAAGGAGGUUGACCCGUGUUGUCGGAAUCGGUAAUGAACAGCUGACUAGCAGGAUAUCCACCACCGUGUGCCAGCUAACAGCCGGGCGUCCUGUGCAAUCAGGGCCGUCCCGGCCUACCGAACAGCGCCGUCAUCUUGAUUUCUGCGAUUUUCCAGCUGUCGCCGAAUCGCUGUCAUGCCAAUUUCAGAUGUGUCUUUUCAGGCACGCUUGUAGCCAUGUACAUAAUUUUUGCCACACGAGAAGAGUCGCAAAAGACGUCUUUUCGUGGCUCUCGCAGCAAGUGUACAAACUGAACAUUUAAUGUCUCGUCCCGUUUUAGCAUUUUGCUAGACCUAGUUAUGUUAUCAUACGUUUGUCCUUUUGAAGACUCCAUAGGAUUAUUUCGUAUGUUUUUGCUCUGGCUUAUUUUACAAGUAGCUAGGAGUAAAUUUCUAUCGUAUUCUUUUUUUUUCAUAAUGCCCCACAUACAACAACAUAGUUUUGAUUAAGAAAGUGUCUGCUCCGAACGUCGGAGCUUAUGCUU